Molecule: messenger RNA, 906 nt
Organism: Drosophila grimshawi
Lineage: Eukaryota; Metazoa; Arthropoda; Insecta; Diptera; Drosophilidae
Exons: 2
Coding region: 414-890 (158 amino acids)
Source: RefSeq, a predicted model, not a curated record
GUGAAGCGUCGAUAAAAGAUUUGCAUGCGUAGCUCAAUCUUAUAAAGCAGGUCUAUUCGAAUAGAAUUCAAACAGAUUUUUUAACUAUGGUGCACAUAUUCAAAUGUUCACGCAACCAUAACACCGUUUUAUUAUUAAGGGACUUGUAUUUUCUGCAGAGCAAAAUCUGUGUCAAUUAAACUCUUUCUACGCAUAUCAAGUGCAGUCUCGCCGGUCGACGUGAAAUUGUCUGCCCUUUCGUGUAUAUAUAUAAAUAUAUGUAUAUAUAUGGAUUUUUGUUUGUGCUUGUGCCUAGUUUUAGGGCACUCUGCCAAAAAUAUACAGAUGCAACGCAAUUAUAUAUGUUUCGAAAGAGUGCAUGCGAAAAUCAAUACAAAAACAUUUUCUAAAAACCGACUGUAACAGCAUUGACAAUGUCAACAACAAUAAAUGUGUCGCAGUCAACGCCAUCUGAAGAAUAUCCUGUGUGCAUUUUUGGUGUAAAGGAUGAGAAUAAUGAGAAUAGAAAGAAUGCUAAUCUGGAUACCGAUGCAUAUUUCGCGUGCGUCGGUGAUGAUGCUUCGGCAAAUAAAUUUGGUUGUGCCACCAUCGAAAAUGCUGCUGGCAGCGCAGUCGAAUUAAAGCCAGAGAAUGCUAAUGGUUGCAUACCGCAGACAACUCACAGUAGAACUGAACUAAUCGAUUCAGUUACGAAAUGCUAUAUGGAUUGCACAGAGAAAAGCGUACCAACAAUAGGCACACUGUCACUUUGUCCGGAUAAUAAUGCAACUGUAACAAUGACUGCAACAGCAGCAACAUCUGCUGCACUUCCAUUUUCCGGGAUUUUUUUGUUAAGUUUGGCGGGGUGUAUAAAUGAUUAUAACGGAUUGCGCAAGGACAACUCUACAUGACCAUAAAUCACAUAAG